AUGGUUGGUGAUGUCAUUCAAACUUUCAAAUACACCAAGUACUUUCAUGAGAAUGAUGAACCAAAUUCUCCAUCCUUUUAUUGGUGGGUGACUUUCCUCCUGAAAUUUCCUUUUGUGAUUAAACAUAAAUCUAGAAGUACAAACAGAGUUGCAGAUACACUGAGUCGGAGAGCUUCCUUAUUGAUCACAUUAUUACAGGAAAUUGUUGGGUUCGAGCUGUAUACGGAUGAUCCUGACUUUAAGGAAAUUUGGAUCAAGUGUGUAAAUCGAGAAUCAAUGGUGGACUUUUAUAUUAGUGAUAGAUAUUUGUUCAAAGGCAACCAAAUUUAUAUUCCUAUUUCAUCUCUACAUGAAAAUUUGAUUCGAGAUCUGCAUGGUGGAGGUUUAAGUGGGCACUGGAGCGUGACAAGACAAUAA
Olea europaea var. sylvestris is the source of this 417-nucleotide messenger RNA. RefSeq lists its product as uncharacterized. The record is from RefSeq and is a predicted model, not a curated record. The transcript is spliced from 2 exons. Bases 1 to 417 code for a protein of 138 amino acids. Lineage: Eukaryota; Viridiplantae; Streptophyta; Magnoliopsida; Lamiales; Oleaceae.